AUGACGCGCCCCGCAGCUGCAGCCCCCCCCCCUGCUGAGGUCUGCAAUCCAGAAGGAGGAGCUGCUUCAUGGAAACAACCCAGUGCGUUCUUAAGAAUUGAAAACAGCCUUUUGAAAAUCAGGACCGUUUUCUACCAAAACAUCGUAUCGCCCGUGUGCGACGCCAUCUGCAAAGUGCUGCCACCCUGUAUACACCCCGACGUUUUAUCUUUUACGGGGCUGUGCUGUGCCUCGGCUGCCGCCUUCUGCUGCUGCGCAGCGAAUGCUAGCGGCAGCAGCGAGCAGCUCGCUCUCGCUGCGCUCUUCUGGAUUCUCUAUGGAAUUUUUGACAAUAUAGACGGCAAGCAGGCACGUCGCUUGGGUGCCUGUAGCGCUGGAGGCGACUUUUUUGACCAUUCAAGUGACUCUGUCUCGUCCUCGUUUGCUGCGCUGAUCAUCCUGCACAUGCUGUGCGGUCCCGCUGCUGCUGCUAGCGCAGCUGGAACGUCUACAGCUGCUGCUGGCAAGGCAGCAGCAGCAGCCUCUGGACCGCAGGUUUGCUUCCAGUCCGCAACGGACUUGCGAAUUCGCCCCCUCAUUUUCAGCAUCUCCUUUACGCUGCUUUCCCAAAUCCCCUUCUUCAUCGCUACUUGGGCACAUCCCAUUGUGGGACGAACAAUGCUCUCCGCGUCCGUCGACGGCCCUGGCAGCUUCUCUGUCGAUGAGUUGAAUUUGUUGGUUAUUCCGGGCUUGCUGCUUUUGCGCGCACUUUUUCCUUGGGUCUUCGCUGUAUCUUUGGCGGACGCCGUGUCGCUGCUGCCGGCGAUUGGACCUUUUCUUUCGAGCGCAGCUCGAAGCUUUAUGGGUGGAUUUGCCAGCACGAUUCUCCUGGAGGAGGAGGAGCAGCAUCAGCCGUCACAGGAGCAACGGCAGUUAACACUGGGGCUCUGUGUGCUUACCGUCUCUGUAGCCUUUUCCCUGCUUCAGUCUUCACGCCUCAUUCGGCGGCUCCUGUCGAGAGAGCACAUCCCCCGCUUCCUUCCAGGGGUUUGCUUCUUCGCCGCGACCUUCUGGUUUGCCCCUCCCCUCGGCCUUCAAAUCAUUUGCUUCUCGCUUCUUUGCCUUGAGCUCAUCGCCGCGAGACUCAAGCUUCACGUCCGCUCACUCUUGGUAAGUGAACGUCUUUCUGGGUUCUAG
Messenger RNA from Cyclospora cayetanensis, 1176 nucleotides. RefSeq lists its product as uncharacterized. Gene Ontology annotation, molecular function: phosphotransferase activity, for other substituted phosphate groups. Gene Ontology annotation, biological process: phospholipid biosynthetic process. Lineage: Eukaryota; Apicomplexa; Conoidasida; Eucoccidiorida; Eimeriidae. Gene Ontology annotation, cellular component: membrane. The coding region runs from base 1 to 1176 and encodes 391 amino acids. The record is from RefSeq and is a predicted model, not a curated record. The transcript has 8 exons.